Messenger RNA from Brassica rapa (field mustard), 3342 nucleotides. Its product is annotated as agamous-like MADS-box protein AGL63. Gene Ontology annotation, biological process: regulation of DNA-templated transcription. Gene Ontology annotation, molecular function: DNA binding; protein dimerization activity; DNA-binding transcription factor activity. Gene Ontology annotation, cellular component: nucleus. The record is from RefSeq and is a predicted model, not a curated record. NCBI's taxonomy places the organism in Eukaryota, Viridiplantae, Streptophyta, Magnoliopsida, Brassicales, Brassicaceae.
CCUCUGGUCUUUUACUAGAAAAUAUCAAAAAUCUCUUAAUAAGUAAAAAAAAAAAUUGUUAAAUCAUUUUUCAAAGUGAUUUCAUACAUUAAUAAAGAGUGCAACGUUAAUCAAGUCUUUUACUAGAAAAUAUAAAAAAAAACUCUUAAUAAGAUAAUUAAGUUCUUAUAGAUUUGUAUAUAUAUGAUUAUACUAGUCUAUUUCUAGUCUACAAAAUUAAUUUUUAGGUUCACAUUUAUAAGAGAUAGAAGCUACUAGGACUGAUUCGUUUCUUCCACUGAAUCGCAGGUGCAGAGAAAUCACAUGGACUGAUGGUCCCAAUGGUUAAAAGUCGACAUCAACUUUAUAAUACAGAACUUAUAGCUUCAUGUAAGAAGAAAAAAACUCACAAGUUACAACUGUCAUCUUGAAUUAUAAGAUGGAUCAACUGUUGGUGUUUAAAACGAUCCCACAAACACAUAGUUAUAAGAUAGUCUUAUAUAUCCCUUAUACUUUUAAGUUUUGUAUAGAAACGUCUAAUAAAAGACAAGAUCGGUCAUUAGUAUAUACUUUUAACUUUUGGUUAGUUAAUUUUUUUCGGUUUUGUGUAAAAAAAUGUAGCACCUGUACAAGACCGGUUUGUCUUUUGAUCUGUAUGUAAUAGACAUGAUACAAACUUAUAUGUAUUAUUCGUUUCAGACAAGUAAAUUGUGGUUUGGCUUGCUUUUUAAGCCAUAUGAUAACAAAAUUGUAAAACAUUUCUCAUCACAAUAUUUAAUAAAUCAAAUAUCUUGCACACAUACACAUUCCACACGUACCUUAACAAUAAACUCAACGAUUUCGAAUGUUACGAACUGUCCCGCACCGCAGUUAACAGUAACAAAAAUCUCUACAUAUACCAUAUAUCUAUACGUUUUUAUAACUGUUAAAACUGCACCGCAGUUAAACCGCUUGUCCCGCACCGCUCAAACCGCAAUUACCAUUAAAGACUUAAAAUUUCCUGAAGGUGAGUAUACAUAUAUAUCUUAGCACAAACUAAAAAUAAAAUAUAUUUUAAACACUGUAGUAAAACUUUUUGAACUUAAUUUAACACUGUAGUAAAACUUUAUAUUCUUGUUUAUGAACCUUCCAAGCAUCUAGAGUACAGUACCAUGUAUUUACAUUUAAAAAAUCAUUUAUCAUGUAUAGAUAGUAAUUAAUUAUGAAAAUAACAGCCGUCUAUAUAUAGAUCGAUAUCAAGGUCUCAUUUGCCGAAAAAACACUAACAAUAUUUCUCUCUUUCUUCUUCCCGUUUUAGAUUCUCAUGUUAUAGGGUUUUAGAAAGACCGAUUGAAGAUGAGGAAAGGUAAGGUAGUAUAAAGAAGCUAGAGGAUAAGGUAAAAAGACAAGUGACCUUCGCGAAGAGAAAGAAGUUAAGUCUGAUGAAGAAGGCACGUGAACUCUUUGUUCUCUGUGAUGUUCCUAUUGGUCUCAUCAUCUUUUCCCAAUCAGACAAGCUCUACUCUUUCUCCUCCCAGUCCACCAGCAUGGAGAAGCUCAUCAUGAGAUAUCAAAUGGCAAAAGAAGGUCAUGCCACUUCAGUCGACAGUUUCCACCCUGACCACGGAUCAUAUUGUGAGGAGACGAAGGAAUCAAUGAUGAGAGAGAUAGAGAAUCUUAAAAUGAAUCUUCAAUUCUACGGAGGAGGACAUAACUUGAACCUCUUAACCUACGACGAUCUCCUUCGUUUUCAGCUCCAACUCGAAUGUUCUCUCCAAAAUGCUCGAGCUCGUAAGUUUGAGCUCAUGCAUCAGCUGCACCAAACACUACAAGAAAACAGGUGAAUUCAAACGGCUAUAUUCGUUGGUAUUUCGUCGGUAUUGCCCAAAUUCGACGAAAUUCCGACGAAAAAGGUCGUCGGUAUGCUUUCGUCGGAAAAAAAGUUCGUCGGAAAUUCGUGACAAGUUCCGACGAAAAUCCGAGAGAAACCGACGGCUACAUUUCCAAUGGACAACUGACAAUACCUUUCGUCGUGAUAUACUUCAUCGGAAAUUUGUCACACAUUUCCGAUCGGAGUGAUCAUCGGAAAAACAAUUCCGACGAAAUAUAUCUGUCGGACAUUUCUGACGAAACACGUUUGUCGCGAACCACAAUUUGGUCGGAAUUGUAUGACAAAUUUUCGACAAAAUAUGUGGUCGAAUUAUUCUGACGCACAUGUUUCCGUCGGUUCUUUUUAUUUAUUAUUAUUUUUUUAUAAAUUGUAUUUUAUAAAAUAUUUAUUUUUUAAAAUAAAAAUCUAAAGAACUGAAUUUAUAAUAAAUAUUAUAGAAAAAAAGUUUUAAAUAAUUAAAUGCAUUUACAAGUUUUGAAUAUAAAAAAAAUAAAAUUCACUAGGAAACAAACGUUUCAUAUUUUCCAUUAUCUCCUCGUUUGUCAUUUUUUUUAUCCGCCAGUUCAGCAAGAACUGUGGCGUUCUGCAUCUCCAGCACCACAAUCCGAUCAUCCAUGUUCUGCAGCUGCUCUAUAAUCAUAGGAUCAUAAGGAGAAAACAGAGCUUGUGAAGAGGAAAGACAAGAAGAGUCACACCAAGCCAAACCAAUCAAACGACCUUUCUUCUAUGGAACUGCCUAUAAAAAAAAUAAAUAAAAUAUUAAUAAUAAAGUUAAUAUAGUAAUGCAAUGGUAAAAAAAAAUUACAUGUUCCACCAUUUGGUUUAUUCAAACUCGGGAUAUGUUGGUGGAUGCUGCAGAGGAAUUGUCAUCUGAGAUAGGCUGAGAAGCAAGAAAUGUUUUUUUUUUUGGGUUUGCACCAAGUCUACGACAUCUCUGAUGAAGAGAUUCUCAAUUUUCCCUGUCUUCUUGUUAGUGUACGCCUCCUUCAUGACAUCGAGAUGAUCAACGGGAUUAUCUGCAUUUGCUUCAACCUAAAUACAAUAUUAAUCAAUACAUAUAUAAAAAAAAAUUAAAAAAAUAUAUAUAGAACUUACAAAUUGAUCUUCUUUAGAAGACAUACUGCAAGCACCGAGGUUGUCGACAUAAACACCUUUCCCGCCACGAUCGCUCUUGCGGUUGGCUGAGUUUUUGAUUGAUUUGUCUAAAGUCGCCUGGUCUGCCCAAUGCACCUGCAACUCUUGCCAAACCGUUCUGUUGAUGUAUCUUGGUGUCUUCCUCCUGAGCCCAUAGCUGCUUCCGCUCAUAUAUCUUCUUCAUAUAAGAGUGUCGUCUUUUCGUGGAAGGUUUGACGGACAGUUUCCGUGAGGCCCUGACUCCCAACUGAAUUGUUGCUGCCAAAAAAAGAAGUAAGAUAAUAUAUAGUAAAAAUUAAAACCAAAAAAAUUAAAAUUUAGAAAUUACUGCAAAGUUACGGAACCACAACUCGCGCUCA